This is a messenger RNA of Pyricularia pennisetigena, 2349 nucleotides long. RefSeq lists its product as uncharacterized. The record is from RefSeq and is a predicted model, not a curated record. Gene Ontology annotation, cellular component: endosome. The transcript has 4 exons. Gene Ontology annotation, biological process: protein targeting to vacuole; retrograde transport, endosome to Golgi. Lineage: Eukaryota; Fungi; Ascomycota; Sordariomycetes; Magnaporthales; Pyriculariaceae. Gene Ontology annotation, molecular function: phosphatidylinositol-3-phosphate binding. Bases 1 to 2349 code for a protein of 782 amino acids.
AUGUCCCUCUUCGGAUCCUCGCCGCCCAAGGAGGAGCCUCUCCCCCGAAACGACUCCUUCGCCCGAUCGCGACAUAGCCUCUUUGACGGUGAUACGAACCAGUCUUCGGCUUCCCUCUUCGACGACGAUGACGACCUCACGGGCACUGGCGGCACCUCGUCACCAUGGGAUAUGCCCACCCCACGCAAGCAGCAGAGUCGCGCCGACCUGCUCCGAAACCUGCUCUCCAAUGCCGAUGUACCAGACAGCUACGUGGAUGUGUUUGACUCGGUAAUGCGCGAGGAGGACAGCUCGAGUGGACAGAUUGGACCCAAGGGAUUGAUGCGUACACUGUCCGCCGCGAAGCUGAGCGCCGAUCAGAGCUCUCGAAUUAUGAGCAUUGUGUCUCCUGGUGGCGGCGAGCCGGAGCUCGGCAGGUCCGAAUUCAACGUCUUUCUGGCCCUGAUUGGGCUGGCACAGGAGAAGGAGACACUGAGCUUGGAUGGGGUGGACGAGCGGAGACGGAAUCUGCCAAAACCAAAACUCCCUGGCCUUCUUAAUUCCGGUGCUGGGCUCCCAGGCGUGUCAGAGCUCGCCGCAAAAUCGCCGCAACGCCCAAUCACUCCGCCGCCGAAGACCGACCAGCAGAACAGCCGACAAGCCGAGUCGACGCCGACACCAGCGCCACGCACCGCACAGAAGGCGCCGGCACCUCCGCCCAUGGACUAUCCCGAUGAUCCUUGGGGGGGCCCCGAACUUCAUAGAAAUCACGACCAUGCACGGCUCAAUCCUCAAUCACCCGCAAACGGCCUAAACUAUAAUCAACAGAACCAGCAGCAGCAGACCGAGCAGCAGGGAGGCGCCACCAACGGCGGCGCUUACCAAGCCGCCGAAGCUGCAUCACCCGCUGCAGCACGCACCACGUCUACAUUCACGACCGCAAGCGCGACGUCGCAAAACUCAGAAUCGAGUUCAAGGCCCGGUCACGUCAGUCACAGCAGCAUGUCUGGGACCAACGCCGGGUCUGGGGCAGUGGUAGCCGAGGGAGGCUGGAACACGGGCUACUUUGCAGACAACAAUUCCUCUGCUGCCUACAGCGACCCCUCUGCCGCCAACACGCAUCCAACCUCGCCUUUUGGAGGCAGCGCUCUCCCGGGGUCCGGACAUGGUAGGACUGCUUCCCGGACACUGGGCCCAAGCAAUGGGCAGCCGGGUAGCACAAUUGAGGAAAACGUGCAGGUGGUUUUGAUGCCUGAAAAGGAGGGCAUGUUCAUGUUCCAACACCACAACUACGAGGUCACUAGCCCCCGGAGGGGAAGCAAAGUCAUCCGGAGGUACAGCGACUUUGUUUGGCUACUGGACUGCCUCCACAAGGUUUAUCCCUUCCGGGUGCUGCCGCUGCUUCCUCCCAAGCGGGUCGCCGUCAAUGGUAACCAUCUGUCGAAUGACGGCGCCUUCAUUGAAAAGCGCCGUAGGGGCUUGAAUAGGUUUCUCAAUGCGCUCAUGCGCCAUCCAGUGCUGGCAAAGGAGCAAUUGGUAGUUAUGUUUUUGACUGUGCCUACGGAACUCUCGGUGUGGCGCAAGCAGGCGACAAUAUCGGUUCAGGACGAAUUUGUCGGCCGCAGUCUUCCCGACGGUCUGGAAGACUCCCUGCCGCCCCAACAGUUGGAGGAGCUUUUCCUCCGCACACGGUCGGGUGUGAAGCGAUCUGCAGAGCUAUACAUUCAAAUCUGCAUUGUUAUGGACAGGCUGGUCAAGCGUGUCGAAGGUGUGGCCGCAGACCAUGGCCGAGUUGCCAUGUCCCUGCAGUCGCUAUCCGAGGUUUCUGCGGAUACAUAUGCAACGGACAGUGAUGAGGUACCGCGGCUGAACGAUGGCCUCCUUACGAUGGGCAAACACCUGCGUACUGCGCAGGCGCUGAUGGAGGACGAGAGCAAGGGAUGGGACGCAGGUGUGCUGGAGGACCUGAAAAGGCAGCGCGACGCCCUUGUCGCAAUGCGGGAUAUGCUUGAUCGCAAAGAGAGGUUGGACCGUGAUAACAUCCCGCAGCUCGAGAGGCGUAUCCAAAACAAUGAGGCGAAGCUCUCGAAUCUGCGGGCGAAGCAGGAGGGUCUGGUCAAGCCCGGUGAAAUCGAGAAAGUGGUCGAGUCUAUCAUCAAGGACAAGGAAUCCAUUGUCAACCAGCACAACCGCCAUGUCUUUGUCAGGGAGUGUGUUCGGGACGAGCUGAGCUACUUCCAAGCCACCCAGUACCACAUCACACGGUGGAAUCAGGACUGGGCGCAGGAAAGGGUCAAGUACUCUGAAAUGCUCGCCGACAACUGGAGGCGUCUGAUGGACUCGCUGGACGGCAUGCCGACUGGGGAAUGA